This is a messenger RNA of Capsella rubella, 1301 nucleotides long. Its product is annotated as probable protein S-acyltransferase 3. Gene Ontology annotation, cellular component: endoplasmic reticulum; Golgi apparatus. The record is from RefSeq and is a predicted model, not a curated record. The transcript has 5 exons. Gene Ontology annotation, biological process: peptidyl-L-cysteine S-palmitoylation; protein targeting to membrane. Gene Ontology annotation, molecular function: protein-cysteine S-palmitoyltransferase activity. Bases 21 to 1262 code for a protein of 413 amino acids. Lineage: Eukaryota; Viridiplantae; Streptophyta; Magnoliopsida; Brassicales; Brassicaceae.
AGGGAAGGGGAAAACACAAAAUGCAGAGGGAGAGAAUGAGCAAGAAGAAGACUAGUCAGGUUCAUUGUAUUCCCUCUGGUGAUCAUAUUCCCAUGACGGCUUCAACUUCUAAACACAUUUCUCAUAUCAGAUUGUACAAAGCCUGGAAGGGUAACAACAGAUUUUUCUGUGGUGGUAGACUAAUCUUUGGUCCUGAUGUAUCAUCUCUGUUCCUAACCUCGUUCUUGAUCGGAGCUCCUGCGCUUACGUUCUGCAUAAGGAUGCUCGUGUGGAUCAGAAAAGGCGACCCUUUCUUCAACUACACCGUUCUGACUUCAGGAUUUAUCCUCACCCUCUUGGAUUUUAUGUUUCUAGUGUUGACAUCAGCUAGGGAUCCAGGAAUCAUCCCAAGGAAUAAAACAUCAAUGAUGGAUCUUGAGGAUGAUUCAGAUUGUUCCUUGACACAAUCUAUGGAAUGGGUCAACAACAACACUCCUAAUCUCAAGAUUCCAAGAACCAAGGACGUCUUCGUCAACGGUUACACCAUCAAAGUCAAGUUCUGCGAUACUUGCUUGCUCUAUCGUCCUCCUCGAGCAUCACAUUGCUCCAUCUGCAACAACUGCGUCCAACGCUUUGAUCACCAUUGUCCAUGGGUUGGACAGUGCAUUGCCCGGAGAAACUACCCCUUCUUUAUCUGCUUCAUCUCAUCUUCAACAUUAUUAUGCAUAUAUGUCUUUGUCUUCUCCUGGAUCAAUCUGAUUCGACAGCCUGGGAAACUAUGGAGGACAAUGUCUUAUGAUAUAGUGUCUGUCAUUCUUAUCGUCUAUUCUUUCGUAGCUGUUUGGUUCGUUGGUGGUCUUACCAUUUUCCACUUCUAUCUCAUGUCUACAAACCAGACAACAUAUGAGAAUUUCCGGUACCGUUAUGAUAAGAAAGAAAAUCCUUACAAGAGAGGGUUACUGAAGAAUGUUAAAGAAGUAUUAUUUGCCAAGAUCCCGCCUUCACAACUAGAUCUCAGAGCAAUGGUCCCGGAAGAAGAUGACAUGACAAUAGCCUCUAACGGAUCCGAGUAUGAGUCAGAGUAUAGCUCCUCCGUUAGGUACGAUACAGAAAUGGGAGGCAAGCUCACUAAUAGGGAGAGCCCGAAGAAGCUUCCUCUGCCAACACAAAACUUAGAUAUCAUGGACAUUAGUGAUGACUACGACAGAUCUAAGAUGACUAGAGACGAUGCUUCUGAGGGUGAUCCUUCUUUCUUCUCAUCUCAACUAGACUUGCCCAACUAAUUGUAACGAAGAAUCUCUCAAAGUUGUAUCAUCUUUGUC